AUGCGAGUGGAGUUCGGAAGCGACGGCGCGUACCGCAUCGACCAGAAGGAGGCCAUUAAGGAGCUCCUGCGUGCUCAUGGGAUGAGCGAUGCGAACUCGAAGAAGACGACGAUUGGAGACGAAUGCUACGAGGUGGUCAACGGCGACACCGCGCUACUGGAAAAGACGAGCGCAGGCGGUGGUGCGACGAACAACGCGUUCCAGUCGCUCGUCGGGAGCCUACUGUGGGUUGCGAGGUGCUCGAGGCCGGACAUUGCUUUUGCCGUGCAUAAAGCAACAAGGCAGACGCAUGCGCCGCGGUUACUCGACUGGAAGCUUGCCAAGCGUGUCGCGCGGUACCUCAAGGGCACCGCAACGCUAAAACUCGAGAUGGCGCCGGCGCAAACGAGUCGCGACACGCUGCAACUCGAAGCCUAA
Peronospora matthiolae is the source of this 417-nucleotide messenger RNA. The record is from the annotation of a GenBank genome assembly. Lineage: Eukaryota; Oomycota; Peronosporomycetes; Peronosporales; Peronosporaceae.